Molecule: messenger RNA, 3465 nt
Organism: Esox lucius (northern pike)
Lineage: Eukaryota; Metazoa; Chordata; Actinopteri; Esociformes; Esocidae
Product: transforming growth factor beta-3 proprotein
Exons: 7
Coding region: 528-1751 (407 amino acids)
Biological process (GO): transforming growth factor beta receptor signaling pathway; SMAD protein signal transduction; BMP signaling pathway
Cellular component (GO): extracellular region
Molecular function (GO): type II transforming growth factor beta receptor binding; growth factor activity; type III transforming growth factor beta receptor binding
Source: RefSeq, a predicted model, not a curated record
GUGACGGUAGCUAAGCAAAAUCGCUGGUCAAAGUCGCGCGCAGCACACAGUUGUUGAUGAGAAAGAAAAAGAAAAAACGAAUGAUGCAGAGUUGUGAGGAGAACAAUGUAAAAGAAAAGAGUUGAAAACAAGAAUGAGAAAGAAAAGUAAAAUUCCUAAAGACGUUUGCUUACUCUUAAAUGGAAACCGUUAUUCCAGUGGGUAGAUUUUAGGUUUACGUGUGCUGGGGGAUUCAUUCGUUUUGAACGGCUAAUCGAAUGAUGUCUGAUGGGCGAAUACAUAACUAAACCUGGAUGAUAAAUCAGCAACAAGGGAAUUCCUCCGAAGAGGACUUACGUGCAUAAAGACAAAACAAAGUAAGCAGAUUUUUUCAAGUAAGCAGAAAAUAGUUUAGCGGGGUCAUCUUACAUUAUUUUUAAGUGGGAUUUUUACACCAUUUGACUAGACUUUGAAAUUACCACAUGUGAAUACUUCUAUCCGUUAUCAAUUGAAGAGCCAAACCAAAUGCAGCAGAGAGGAACUAUAAAAUGAAUCUGGGUAAAGUUCUUCUGUUUGUCCACCUCCUAAACUUUGCGACAACAAGCCUGUCUCUCUCAACAUGCGCCACGGUGGAUAUCGAUCAUGUGAAGAGGAAAAGGGUCGAGGCGAUACGAGGUCAGAUAAUGAGCAAGCUUCGUUUGACCAGUCCACCACAUUCCCUUGGACCCAACCAGGUCCCCUACCAGAUCCAGGCCCUUUAUAACAGCACACGGGAGCUGCUUGAAGAGCUGGGUAGACACCGGCAUCUGAGUUGCGGCCAGGACAAUACGGAGACCGAAUAUUACGCCAAAGAGAUAUACAAAUUUAACAUGGUCCAUGGAACGCCUGAAAACAAUGACCUUCCCUACUGUCCUAAAGGAAUCACCUCCAAAGUGUUUCGUUUCAAUGUGUCGGCAAUGGAGAGGAACUCCACCAACUUGUUCCGAGCAGAGUUCCGUGCUCUCAGGUUUCCUAACUCUGCAGCCAAUAGGAAUGAACAGAGGGUGGAACUCUACCAGAUCUUGAGGCCAGAUGAGCACAUUGCUAAACAGCGCUUCAUUGGAGCCAAGAAUGUCCUUACUAAGGGCACUCUAGAAUGGAUCUCCUUUGACGUGACUGAGACAGUGCGGGAGUGGCUUAUGUACAGAGAGACCAACCUGGGUCUAGAGAUCAGUGUUCAUUGUCCCUGCCACACCUUCAACCCCAAUGGUGACAUCAUCGACAAUGUGAACGAGGUGCUGGAGGUCAAGUUUAAAGGUGUUGAUGGAGAGCAUGAAGAGCAGGGGCGUUGGGACCUGGGUCAUCUUAAGAAGAAAGAGCAGAAUAUUCCUCACCUUAUCCUAAUGAUGAUCCCACCUCACCGCCUGGACGCAGCACCCCGCCGACGCAAACGGGCCCUUGACACCAACUACUGCUUUUCUACUGUUGAGGAGAACUGCUGUGUCCGUCGGCUUUACAUUGAUUUUCGUCGGGACCUUGACUGGAAGUGGAUCCAUGAGCCCAAGGGAUACUUCGCCAAUUACUGUUCUGGCCCCUGUCCCUAUCUGAGGAGCUCGGACACCACACACUCACAGCUGCUGAGCCUGUACAACACCUUGAACCCUGAGGCAUCUGCCUCGCCUUGCUGUGUUCCACAAGACCUGGAGCCGCUCACCAUCCUCUACUACUCUGGACGCACCCCUAAAGUAGAGCAGCUCUCCAACAUGAUCGUCAAGUCCUGCAAAUGCAGCUGAGGAACCUGGGGGUUUGUCUGAAUCCUGGGGGUUUGACUGAAGCUUGGGGGUUUGACUGAAGCCUGGGAAUUUGACUGAAGCCUGGGGGUCUGACGGGAGGCUGGGGGUUUGACUGAAGCCUGGGUGUUUGAUUGAAGCCUGAGGGUCUGACUGAAGCCUGGGGGUCUGACUGAAUCCUGGGGGUCUGACUGAAGCCUGGGUGUUUGACUGAAGCCUGGGUGUUUGAUUGAAGCCUGGGGGUCUGACUGAAGCCUGGGGGUCUGACUGAAUCCUGGGGGUUUGACUGAAGCCUGGGGGUCUGACUGAAGCCUGGGGGUCUGACUGAAGCCUGGGGGUUUGACUGAAGCCUGGGGGUUUGACUGAAGGCUGGGGGUUUGACUGAAUCCUGGGGGUUUGACUGAAGCCUGGGGGUUUGACUGAAGCCUGGGGGUUUGACUGAAGGCUGGGGGUUUGACUGAAGGCUGGGGGUUUGACUGAAGCCUGGGGGUUUGACUGAAGGCUGGGGGUUUGACUGAAGCCUGGGGGUUUGACUGAAGCCUGGGGGUAGUGUAGGUGAACUCGUACAAGGAAGUGACUUGAAUUAGGACAUCAGAGACAGUUUGCUUAUCUGUGAAGGACUAGAAUAGCACCAUUCAAGUUAUUUGUAUUCAUCAAUGAAUUCUGUAACCUGUCACAUGGCCUACAACUAAAACAUCCAUCAUUGUACGGGGAAGACAUUUUAUGCUGGACUUUGCCAACUUCCUUCAAAAUGAGUUUCAGUACUUUUCCUUUCCUUCUUACGAACCGUGGACAUUUUUUAUAACACCAAGAAAGCACUGCCUAGUUGUCCUAUCCAAAACAUAGCUGCGGUCAGGCAUGGGGAAGGAGAGGAGGACUAACUGUGAGACGAAGAGAGGAGAGAAUGCCUGCAGCAUUUGCAAUGGAAAGUGAGCAGAAGAGAUUGAAGCCAAGCUUUUCUUUAUUUUUUUGGCUGACACAGCAGUGACCAUUUUGUUUUCUUCUAUUGCAAAUGCAUUUGAGUAAAGUAGGACCAUAAUGGUCAGUAUAUUCCUGUUAAAACUAGACAUUUAGCACCUGCAAACUCACCACUGUGCCCUUGAAUCUGCUUUUGUCAGGUAUGUUUAUGAAACCCAAAAAAAGUAAAUAUGCUGGAAUACAACAUGUUGCAGAAAGACCUUCCGUGCAAUACAUUUAGUCAGAUUCAUUUAGUUUUGUAAAUGUUUUAAGCAUAGAAAAGAAAGUAACCUUUACAUUAAACGAUGAUCCUUGUCAUGUGGAUUUAAAUCCAUAUUCAUUAACUAUGAUGCUUCUGAAAACUUUUGAAACACGUUUGUGAUGUUCAUGUAUUUUGGCCUCUUUCACCGGGUGUCUCCCCAUCGUCUCUCAUUAUCUAUGUCUCUGUGUGCUUUGGUGCUUUUUGCAUUGCAAGGCCCAGUGGAACAAGUAACAAUGAGUAGGAGUCGUAACAUGACAGCAGCUAGAAGUUUUGUCAACAUUUCAAAGAUAACAAUUGAACCUGUCAAUGAUAAAUUAACUUUCAACAAUAGAUAGGCCUUUAAUUGCUUUGGGAAAAUGUUCCUUUUAGUUUGAAGUCUCCCUUUCCUUUUUCCCAGGGUCUCUGCCAUUCCCCUUGGCUCCAUCUCCCUAACAGCUUUACCAGACUGGAACAUUUCUAUUCAUACAACCUUUAAUAAACAAGGUGUAAAAAUACUAA